AUUACGUCUUUGAGGGAAAGACUUUGAAACGACAAGUUAUCCGACAAACUUUUGUUUCCAUUCGAUUCAUCGCUACAGCUGAGCUCCUCUUCGACGCUUUCGAAGGCUUUUCUAGCUCCUCCUCCUUCAUUUUCUUUUGCCUCUAGCUCGUUCUGCUCAUCACUUCGCCAUGCUGCCGUUCAAGCGCAACAAGAUCGACAUCAGUAAACUGUCGGAGGAGGAGCAGAAGCUCUUUCGACUGUACGGCAAACUUCCAGCACACAAGAACAUCUUGACUAAGAUGCAAGGGGAUCGGAAAUAUUUCGAUUCAGGCGACUAUGCACUCUCCAAAGCCGGCGUCGCGCCACAGAACACUGUCGGUACUGCGAUCCCCAAUCCAGACAACAUCCCACAUGCAUCAUCGCCGCCGACAUCCCACACCGGCGGGUUAAGCGUAUCCCCCACAAACAGCUCAUGUCCCGCAAAAGAGAGUUCGCUUUCCCAUUCCGAGGAAGAAGAGCCAGAGAAGGAAGAUGCUGAUGCAGGGGACCAGGAGGAAGCAUAGACUUUUACUCUUCUCCUUGAUUUCCAUGCCCUUCCACACCCCGACUUAUUGAUUCUUCAAAGAGCUUGAAGACGCUACGUUUCGCUCGUGUAUUCCCUAUGUAUCAUCGGUACCCCCCAACCCAUGCCUUCCAGAUUCAAUGCUUGGCUACCCUUCCUGAUCUGUAGUCUGUUGUUGUUUUGAAUCUGUUUGUAUCAGUAACUACAUAGUAGGAUCCGCUUAUCGUACAUUCAUCUGUUCGUAUUCUGCAGGUGCUACAUAUCUAUAAUAAUUCUGGAAA
This is a messenger RNA of Suillus subalutaceus, 824 nucleotides long. Its product is annotated as camp-regulated phosphoprotein/endosulfine conserved region-domain-containing protein. The coding region runs from base 170 to 544 and encodes 124 amino acids. Lineage: Eukaryota; Fungi; Basidiomycota; Agaricomycetes; Boletales; Suillaceae. Gene Ontology annotation, molecular function: protein phosphatase inhibitor activity. Gene Ontology annotation, cellular component: cytoplasm. The record is from RefSeq and is a predicted model, not a curated record. The transcript is spliced from 4 exons.